UUCUUUUAUUUGACUCAUCAUUAGCUUUAAUUUUUUACAUAGAUUGAGAUGGCUUCUAAGCCAUGGUUGGUUCUAUCACUUCUUCUAUUAGCUGCAAACUGCAUGCAACAAUGUGUCCAUGGAGAAUCGCAAGUGCCUUGUAUUUUUAUAUUUGGAGACUCUCUAUGUGACAAUGGAAAUAACAACAAUCUUCAAACAUUUACAAAGUGCAAUUACAAACCAUAUGGCAUUGACUUCCCAUUAGGCCCAACCGGAAGAUUUACCAAUGGACGAACAGCUGUUGACCUAAUUGCUCAGCUUCUGGGAUUUGAGAGUUUCAUCCCACCCUUUGCAAACACUGGUGGCUCAGACAUACUAAAGGGUGUGAACUAUGCUUCUGGAGCAGCUGGUAUUCGACCUGAGACCGGCACACGUAUGGGUGCCAAUGUUAAUUUGGGAUUACAGAUGAGAAACCACAGAGUCAUAUUUUCGAGAAUUGCUACCAAACUUGGAGGUGUUGAGAAAGCUAAACAGCACCUUAACAAGUGCUUGUAUUAUGUGAACAUUGGAAACAAUGAUUACAUAAAUAAUUACUUUCUUCCCGAGUAUUACCCAACAAGUCGUAACUAUACCCCUCAGCAAUAUGCCGACAACCUUAUUCUCCAGUUAUCUCAACAUAUGCAGGCAGAGGAUCCUAUGUGUUAA
Molecule: messenger RNA, 684 nt
Organism: Cajanus cajan (pigeon pea)
Lineage: Eukaryota; Viridiplantae; Streptophyta; Magnoliopsida; Fabales; Fabaceae
Source: RefSeq, a predicted model, not a curated record